UGAUCAACCUGCCUUCUUGCGUGGUGGAGUUUUCCUCAUAUGGUGUCAUGUAGAUUCCCUUUUCACUUCCUAGGGGAUUAAGGAGGUUGCAGCAAAUUAUGGUAAAUUUAUUUUGUUGGUUCAUGUAAUGGAAUUGUGGCACCCAUUAAAUUAAGGUCAAAUUCUGAUUUUGGCCCUUCCAAACGUUUGAGAUAUGACAUUUCCCUUCACAAGUGUUUUAUGUAUUGAAAGACUAAUAUGUUCUAAGCACCUGUGGGAGAUGAUGUGUAUUGUGGUUUGUGCGUCUAAUUUUAUUUAUUUGAAACCUUCCAACUUGUAUAUUCUUAAUUUGUGUUAUUUGGGGAUACCUUUUACAUAUGCUUAAGGGUGUUCCUAACCAGUUAUCAAUGGAAUGGUUGAGUGGUUAAUCAACAGCAACACUAUAAUAAUGGUGUUACCAAAAAUAAGAAAUCAAAUUAUCGAGAUUCUAACACCCCUUUAAAAAAAGGUGUAGGGCUAAUUUAAAAUUUUGGCAUAAUAAAGGGACUGAAAGCAAAAUAAAGUAAGAGCAGGGUUUUUUGUACUUUCAGUUCAUUACUUACAGGGAAAGGCCCAUUAAAAAAAAAAAACACAACUGCUCUGCCCUCUCUUUCAGCUAAUUGCUUAGAUUAAAGCUCAGCUCAUCCAUCUGCCUCUUACAAAUUAGUAGUACAACUCUCAUUUACUCUCAGCUUUUCAACGUCAUGGACGAUCUGGUGUUGCACAAGCUAGCAAUAUCAGGCCCCGCUCUCUCCUCCAUGAUCCAACGCCUCUCAACCUCCCCUAUAGACGUCGACGGUCUCCUCUUCGGCCACGUCACUUUCAUCGCCCCUUCCACUCUCUCCGACGAUUCCGCCCAAUCUUCCUCCGAUUCCCAACUCGUUGCCACCAUGUCCGGCUUCCUCUGCUUCCCUUCUCUUCUCUCCUUCUACGACUCACUCGGCCGGGUCGACUCCUCCCGACUCUCUCCUACUCACCUCAACCACAAACCCCUCAUCGGCUGGUUCUCCUCUCGCCGGAAAACUCCCCUCCGUCCUUCAAUGCGUGAGUUCUCCGUCACUCGUUCUCUUUCCUCCACCCCAAAUCUCUCUCUCCCUAUCCAAAACGCCGAUUUCAAUUCCCUUUUCGCUCCUUCGAUUUUCCUCCUCUUCACCACUCCUCUUCAUGACCAAUGCAUUCAAACCAACCAGUAUCGGGCUUUCCAAUUCCGAUCAUCGAAACCCAGUUUUAAUCCGCUGUCAAUUGAUAUAGUCAACAUUGGGCCUGCGUUUAGAGGACAUUACGGGUCGUUUAGCCCCAACUCUACGCUACCCUCUUUGAACUGCAAUUUAAGGAACUUAACGGCGAUGAAUGAAGAUAGAAACGAGGAGAGUGUAACUGGAACGAAAGAAACAGAAAAGGAUCAAGCUUUGCUGGAUACUUGCGCCGAGGGAAUGCAAGUUGGGAGAUUGAGCCUGUUGAUAGGACCGGGAGCCACUAACUACACGGCUGGAUUAGAGGAUUUAUAUGAGAAAAUGCUUUCCAAAAUCGAAAGCUUGGCUAGGCUCGUUGAAACCAGCUCAGCUAAGGUUCUUGAACAGGAAAACCUGAAUAGGAAGUUAAGGUACAAAGUUGCCAGGUCUACUGGGGUCGAAUGAUUGCUUCUUGUUGGCUUUCUCUUCAUGCAAGGCAGAAAUUUUUGAUGUUGGAGUUGACCAUCAAAAUUAUUUUUGGACUUCGAUGCUUCAUAUGGUUGUGUUUGUUUCUCAACGAUGGAGCAUGAGUUGAUGAAUUGAUCCUACAGUUGCUGCCAAUGUGAACCGAAAAUUUCCAAAGGUGGUCCUUUAAAUCCAAGGGUGGAGUUGAAGAUUGGCUCUACUUUUAUAUACUGUCUAUGGUGUUGUAUACUAUUCUUUCUUCUUCUACCUUUGCUCUAAGGUCUUCUUUUUCUUGUUCUAUUGUUCUUGGUUCUGUACGUUUGGAGACAAUAGUAUGGUUAAUGAUAUAAAACUGAAAUGAGAUUCAUUUCAUUUUGUUAA
This is a messenger RNA of Gossypium arboreum, 2036 nucleotides long. RefSeq lists its product as uncharacterized. Gene Ontology annotation, cellular component: nucleus. The record is from RefSeq and is a predicted model, not a curated record. NCBI's taxonomy places the organism in Eukaryota, Viridiplantae, Streptophyta, Magnoliopsida, Malvales, Malvaceae. The transcript is spliced from 3 exons. Gene Ontology annotation, molecular function: polyubiquitin modification-dependent protein binding. Bases 723 to 1655 code for a protein of 310 amino acids.